This is a messenger RNA of Cebus imitator (Panamanian white-faced capuchin), 7191 nucleotides long. RefSeq names its product immunoglobulin like domain containing receptor 2 (gene ILDR2). The transcript has 10 exons. Bases 89 to 2053 code for a protein of 654 amino acids. The record is from RefSeq and is a predicted model, not a curated record. Gene Ontology annotation, cellular component: membrane. Gene Ontology annotation, biological process: pancreas development. NCBI's taxonomy places the organism in Eukaryota, Metazoa, Chordata, Mammalia, Primates, Cebidae.
GCUCCUGCUUUCCCCUCAUCCCAUCACUGCUGUCAGAGGUGUGGACAGACAAGCUGCCUCUCAGCCUGAGCAAGUAGAGGAGCAAACAAUGGCGGCUGGGGAGGGGAGGGAGGAGACAGAAGCAGACAAGGAGGAGAUGAAUUCAGACUCAUUCUUCACAGAGAACCAUGCGAGAAAAGCCAUGGUCAAAGGCCUUCAGGUCACAGUGCCCGACAAGAAGAAGGUGGCCAUGCUCUUCCAGCCCACUGUGCUUCGCUGCCACUUCUCUACAUCCUCUCAUCAGCCUGCAGUUGUGCAGUGGAAGUUCAAGUCCUACUGCCAGGAUCGCAUGGGAGAAUCCUUGGGCAUGUCCUCUACCCGGGCCCAAUCUCUCAGCAAGAGAAACCUGGAGUGGGACCCCUACCUGGAUUGUUUAGACAGCAGGAGGACUGUUCGAGUGGUAGCUUCAAAGCAGGGCUCGGCCAUCACCCUGGGAGAUUUCUACAGGGGCAGAGAGAUCACGAUUGUUCAUGAUGCAGAUCUUCAAAUUGGAAAGCUCAUGUGGGGAGACAGCGGACUCUAUUACUGUAUUAUCACCACCCCGGAUGAUCUGGAGGGCAAAAAUGAGGACUCAGUGGAACUGCUGGUGUUGGGCAGGACAGGGCUGCUUGCUGAUCUCUUGCCCAGUUUUGCUGUGGAGAUUAUGCCAGAGUGGGUGUUUGUUGGCCUCGUGCUCCUGGGCAUCUUCCUCUUCUUCGUCCUGGUGGGGAUCUGCUGGUGCCAGUGCUGCCCUCACAGUUGCUGCUGCUAUGUCCGCUGCCCAUGCUGCCCAGAUUCCUGCUGCUGCCCUCAAGCCUUGUAUGAAGCAGGGAAAGCAGCAAAGGCCGGGUACCCUCCCUCUGUCUCCGGUGUCCCUGGCCCUUACUCCAUCCCCUCUGUCCCUUUGGGAGGAGCCCCCUCAUCUGGCAUGCUGAUGGACAAGCCGCAUCCACCUCCCUUGGCACCAAGUGACUCCACUGGAGGAAGCCACAGUGUUCGCAAAGGUUACCGGAUCCAGGCUGACAAAGAAAGAGACUCCAUGAAGGUCCUGUACUAUGUUGAGAAGGAGCUGGCUCAGUUUGAUCCAGCCAGAAGGAUGAGAGGCAGAUAUAACAACACCAUCUCAGAACUCAGCUCCUUACAUGACGAGGACAGCAAUUUCCGCCAGUCUUUCCAUCAGAUGAGAAGCAAGCAGUUCCCAGUGUCUGGGGACUUGGAGAGCAAUCCUGACUACUGGUCAGGUGUCAUGGGAGGCAGCAGUGGGGCAAGCCGCGGGCCCUCAGCCAUGGAAUAUAACAAAGAGGAUCGGGAGAGCUUCAGGCACAGCCAGCCGCGCUCCAAGUCUGAGAUGCUGUCGCGGAAGAACUUCGCCACGGGGGUGCCGGCCGUCUCCAUGGAUGAGCUGGCGGCCUUCGCUGACUCCUAUGGCCAGCGGCCCCGGCGGGGCGACGGCAACAGCCACGAGGCGCGGGGCGGGAGCCGCUUCGAGCGCUCGGAGUCGCGGGCGCACGGCGGCUUCUACCAGGACGACUCCCUGGAGGAGUACUACGGCCAGCGCAGCCGCAGCCGCGAGCCCCUGACCGACGCCGACCGCGGCUGGGCCUUCAGCCCCGCGCGCCGCAGACCGGCCGAGGACGCGCUCCUGCCGCGGCUGGUGAGCCGCACGCCGGGCACCGCGCCCAAGUACGACCACUCGUACCUGGGCGGCACGCGGGAGCGGCAGCCGCGGCCCGAGGGCGCCAGCCGCGGCGGGAGCCUGGAGACGCCGUCCAAGCGGAGCGCGCAGCUCGGCCCGCGCAGCGCCUCCUACUACGCGUGGUCGCCGCCCGGCACCUACAAGGCGAGCUCGUCCCAGGACGACCAGGAGGACGCGUCCGACGACGCGCUGCCGCCCUACAGCGAGCUGGAGCUGACCCGCGGCCCUUCCUACCGCGGCCGCGACCUGCCCUACCACAGCAACUCGGAGAAGAGGAGGAAAAAGGAGCCCGCCAAGAAAACCAAUGACUUUCCAACCAGGAUGUCCCUUGUGGUCUGAUGUUGUCAACAUUUCUCUGGAUGACUAGAAAUCAGACAUGGACUACAGGGACAAGACACAAAUCCAAGAGCAAGCAGGCCCAGGACCUUCUCUGGCCAUCACCUUGGAAGAUUUGCUCAUCUCUGCUUUGGCAAGGGAUGGGAGGCAGCCUUUAAGAGAGGCUGAUUUCAAACCUCUGUGCCCAUCUAACUAGUUUGAGAAACUUAGGAAGAAAGCAAGAAUGUGUGAGAACAUUCCUACAUUCAGAGUUUCUCAACCAUAGCGUUUAUUCUGCCCAGCCUCCUCCUUAGCAGAACCAGAACUCUAUUUCCAAUUCUGAAAGAGACUUAGCCCUGGACUGCUAAUCUCCAGAAACUGUCUAUGCCUACAAUAUGCUUUUCUACACCUCCUGUGCUAUACUUAGAAGAAUUUAUUACUACUAGCAGAAGAAGGCCUUCUGCUGACAAGGGAAGAUAGCUUCAAGUCAAAAUAUACCUUUUAUCCGCAUCACUUUCCAGUCACUAGUCAAUGACCGUUGUUACACUAAAAUCAAAAGGCCUUUGGUGAGCUCAGUGACAGUGACCUCUGGGACAAUCACAGAAAUGACUUCAAUUUGUUGUUCUGAAUGACAAUACUUGAGUGGCUAGGACAAAGCAAAAGCGAGUAUACCUUUUUGAAAAGCUGUCUAAGUGGUAUUUCCUUUUCCAUCCUGAGAACGUAAACUGCUUUUUUCAUUUCUGUUGCACAUGUCAGCAUCUGAGUCUUAGACAUUAAGGGCUCUUCUCUCUCAAGACCCUGUCCUGGACUUUCCACAAGUUGGUGCCACACACAGAGCCCUGCCUCCCUCUGCACUCUGGUUAGAUUGUCAUCGGGUGCCUUGGAUAAAUGCUUAAAAUACACACAUGAAGGAGAAGAGAGGGAAAAAGAGGAGAAAGCAAUAAUGCAUGUAUAAAAGAAUGAGAAGGAAUUUAAGAGGGAAAUAACGUCGUCUCAUUAUACUUUGAAUGUGGACCAGUUCCCCCACAAACUUCACUCAGUCUUUUCUGGCUUUGUGCUUCACUUACCAUUAAUUGUUUCUGCCAUCCCAGUUCUUCCAUUCUAGGACAUGGGGGUUGUGGAACAUACAGCUUUUGGCCUGACUAGACUGCCGCUAUGGAUGCUUUCAAGAAAUAAGAGAUACUGCUUUCUCAGGAAGGAGUACUUCCUAUUUCCACCCUUGCCUAAAUGAUAGAUUUUGCAUAAGUCCCAAAAUUAGAUCUCUGGAGUUUAUAGUUUGUGUAGAUUGCAAAAAAUGGCCACAAACACUUCCCUUCUCAUCAAGAGGUGCCAUCUUUUUCCCUUGAAUCUGGAGUUGGCUGUGUGAUUUGAUUUAGCCAGUAGCCCAACAAAUGUGACACAAGCAGAGACUUGAAAAGUUCUUGUGCAUGGGGCUUGUCCUCUUUUGCUGUUCUUGGGAACCUUGCAACUACCGCCAGGUGAGCAAGCCUGGACUAUCCUGCUGCAUGACAAAAGAAAAGGGCCCACUUACCUGUGUCUUCCUGUCUGACAGCCCAUCAACUUUCAGCUGAUUGCAGACAUAUGAGUGAGUCAAGCUAAUACCAACGGAAGAACUGCCUAGCUGAAUGUAGCCCAAAUUUCUGAUUCCUACCUGAGGCAUGAGAAGUUGAUGCAUUCUUUAUGUUCUCUUCAAGAACAAACCUGACGCUUUCUUGUCUGAAUGUUCAUCCCUGAAUCCCGUACUCCAUCCAAACUUGUGUUUCUCAUAGCCUCUGCUUUUGUUGACAGAUUUUUAUCAAAGCUUUUCACCUGAACCCUUGUCGAGUACAUGUUUGGGUCAAAUCAGUGGAGGAUAAUGCCUGACUUUGCUGUUCCUUAAUCCAGCAGUGGGUUAUUCCCUGUCGGAUCCGUGGACAACCUCUGAAGAAGGUCUCUUUUUUUACCAUCUUUUUUGUCUUCUCCAGAGCCACCCCACUGGAGCUAGGCCCUGUUCUCAGAGUAUCAUUCCUCUAGUAUCCAUGUAUACUUCAUGAUAUUUCCAAAAAGAAGUCCUGUGUUCGCAGUGAAAUAAAGAAGUGCCUGGGUGAGGGUCGGGGCGAUGAGCUGGUAGGUGUCAUUGCUUGGAGAAUUGACCUACCAAAGGACUUUCCUGUUGCUUUGACAAGUCUUGGAGAUAUCAGGAAAACAGUUGAACUCAGUGCUGGCACUUCCAAGGGCCGGAAUACACAAGCCAUAACUGAGUCUCAGACUUGCUGGUGUCCCUGGCCUCUGAAAGCUUAGGUCUAGCCUGUGUGUUUGGACCCCAGUUCAGAUGGAAAAGAUGAUAAAAAACUUCUUAGUCACCAGCUUUGGAUUUCAACUUGCUCAGGCAAUUUUGGAGAAUAUUGGGUAGCUGUGGUAGCUAUUAUCGCUUUAUACUGAGCACUGUGUCAGGCUUUUCACCACCAAAGAGCCUCAUAGCACCAGCUGCAGAGACCAAAAAUAAUGCUUUUUUAAAGUUUCAGGCAUGUAUGAUUUUGGUGAAGUUUGAGGGUAGCAAUGGGAAAGAAUUAAAGAAUUAUUAAAUUUGGAAACCUGCAAUUCCAAAGACAACAAAACUACAGAGAGACUGAAAAAUACAAAGAAGAUAGCAGGCUACUGAAAUAACCUGGGGAGUUGGGACCAGGUUGUCCUUUGUAGAACUGCAUAAAUCAUUCAGACUUUCGGGCCUUCAGUGGAGAGAAAAAGCAGUUGUUUCUGGGUAUAUGGACAAGAAUUGAGGCUGAGUUGACAAGUCAAAGCUUGCUGUGUCAGCACCCCUGACUUUCCUCUAUGUGUCCUUUUGUUUGUUCUUCCUUGAAUAGUGUGUCCUGCAUAGGAAAUGCUUAUAUUUGUUAGCUUCUUUGUGUAAGACACGAUCUCUGUCCACUAGGACCCUGUAAAAGGGGAAAUAAGACAUGCUGAAGAAAGGAGAUUUUAUAGAGAGAGUAUGAAAUAGUGCUACAGAUAAAUUAUAAUAAACCCAGAGAUUUAGUUUUUUUAAAAACAUAUAUGGGAAUACUUUGAUAUUAAAGUGUUGUGUGUGUUUGUCCAUCAUCUCAUUAAAAAUAUGCUCAGUGAUCUGAAAAGCCAAUAUGCAAAAAUCUGAACUGAAACGAGGUGAAUUAAGAUCAGGAAAGGGUGAGCAGCAGGGGUCCCGGAGGGAUGAUGCAUAAGCUGCAGUGCUUGCCUAUGAGUCACUACUGAGUCAGGAACACGCUGGAGGAGGAAGUGUGGAUGCAGGUGGCAAGGAGGUGUCCCCUGGUAGAUGAGCUGUUCCUGUAGGCCAUGCAUGGAUUCAUUAGGAAGCUGGAGACAAUGGCCAUGCACCUGGUGGUGCGUGCCAGCUAUUCCAUCCAAGCAUGCUCACAGGGAGCUCUGUGUCGGCUGCUCCUGGGGCUCAGUUCUGCGACUGUGAGUGCUGCUGCCCAUCUUCACCAACAAAGGGCAGGUUUCACAGAGAUGAUAGGCCUCUCAUCUCCCUUCUCAUGAUCCUCACUGUGCACUUGACAUAGGAUUAGGCAUACUGGAGAUGGGAAAAGACUGCCACCCAAACCCAAGGCACUGACCACAUCUGUAAAUUGAAUAGUCUGCAAAAUUUCACAUAGGUAAUCUGAUUAGAUCUUGCCUUUAAGGGAAGCUAAAGUCACAGAUACUGUUGUAAUUUACCAUCACCCUCAAUCCAAUUUUUUUUUAAUAGGUAAAGAGACCAUCAUUGCCGUUAAUGAAGUCACAAACCUAUUAGGUCUUAAGACUGUUAAUCUCUGGAUUUUUUCUGUUCAUCAGUGGAAAAAAAUCAUUCCCAAAGUUGCCUAACCAUAAGAAUGAACUUGAUUGCUGCUAUUAAAAAGGUAUUGUUGGGCCCAGCCUUGGAGAUUGAUUGGGUGGGUCUAGAGCCAGAAUUCAUACUUUUAAUAUGCAUUAAAGUAUGAUCUCAGGAGACUCCUGAGAUCAGAUGCGUUUGGAAAUUGUUGCACUAAGUCAUACCUCUGGUGUAUUCCAAACAGCUAGUCCCGAGGCUUCCUUGGGCCUUAGAACUUUUUUCCUCAAAUAUCCUGGUGAGGUCUCUCUCAUUCCCUUGGGGCUGGCAGUGGUGAGACACCCAAAAAUCUGGCUGUGAGCCUGAUGGGCUCACCAGAGUGCAGUAGUAGUGGUGGUAAAACUGUCAGGCAGAGAGAAAGGAGUGUCGGGAGCACUCCUAGGGAGCCUGUUGUAGAUGUUUCCAUUACAGAAUAGUGAUUUAUUGUGACAGUCUCAGAACAGACAACAAGAAUUAGAGGUAAUUUUCUCAUUCCCUUGAUAUGUUUUUGGCAAAAUUGAAAUCAUGAAUAGAAGAAAAAGAGGGCAUUGGGGAAAUGGAAAAAAUCAUUUUAUAAAGCAUACAAAUUAUAAGAGUGGUCAAUAGCACUUCCUCUUUGGUCUUACCCAAAGUUGGGUGGGCAAGAAUAAUAAAAACCCCCAUUAUAUAUCCUUCCAAAAUCAGACUUAAAUGCUGCCAGCAUCUUACUAGAAGUCUGAAAUUGAUCGAUAGGAUGUAGCAAUCCAAAUUCACUAAAAUAGGGGGCCAGCUACUUAAAGUCCUAGAAGGAAGAAGUGCCUAGUUUUUUUCUGCCAGUAUCCUACCUCCUAGUCAUCUGGGAAACUGAUCUAUGAAGCUUGAAGAAGGGGCUUUGAAUAUCAGAGUGGCGCAAGGGUGAUGAUGAGCUGCUUUAAGCAGCAGCCUUUGUUUUAGCACUAUUUGAGGGGGAGAAGGUUAAUACUAAUAAUAUUUGUGUUAUUUUCAUGGUAUAUUACUGUUUACAUGCAUUAUCUCAUUUGAUCCCAACAUCAACUCCUGUGAUAGAGGCAGGGCAAAUGUGUGGUCUCAUUACACAGAAUGUAAAACUGAGGUUGAAAAAUAGUAAGUGACUUGUCCAUAAUCAGAUGGUUUUUAAAAUUAUAAAGCCAGGCCUUCUGACCAUCUUGUCUAGAGUCCUUUCCAAUUCCUAUGGGACUGGAAUCUGGCUGUUUCUCUUCACAGCCAAGCAUCUGGUGAGAAGAGCUGUAGACUUGAUGUUUGUUCAUAUGUCAUGGAUGUGGUGAAGCUGUGAGGACAGAUACUGUUACUGCUUCAUCCAGCUGGGCACCAUUCAUUCCUCAAAUGC